Cucurbita moschata (crookneck pumpkin) is the source of this 1533-nucleotide messenger RNA. RefSeq lists its product as uncharacterized. NCBI's taxonomy places the organism in Eukaryota, Viridiplantae, Streptophyta, Magnoliopsida, Cucurbitales, Cucurbitaceae. The coding region runs from base 203 to 1399 and encodes 398 amino acids. The record is from RefSeq and is a predicted model, not a curated record. The transcript is spliced from 5 exons.
GCAUUUAGGAUGGAAAAGUUAGCAGCUCACCAGGCUUCUCAUAAUCCUUCGGGUCGUUGUUUCUUGCACAGUUACAGUUAAAGCUAUUUUAGUCUCGCCUUCUGCUCCUACUUGUAAAUUUGUUGCGGCUUUCAUUUUCUGCUAUAAUCUCAGUUCAGACAGAGCAGAGCUAACUCGGAGGUAGUGAAAUUUCAGGAAAGAGAUGGCUGAAAGGAGAAAAGUUCGCCCAGAUUGUAUUUAUGCUUCCAAUCCCUUCCAUGAAUGCACUGAAUAUUGCAUAAAGAAAACAGCUGAAAGCAAGGCAGAAAAGGAUAAAAAGUCUAAAGGUAAAGGAUCUUGGCUUGAUAUUUCCAAAUCUUUCGGAAGGAAGAAGUCCCGACCAAAGCCUCCGAAUGAAGUUGACGGUGGACGCUACUCAAGCUCGGUUUCUACCGAAGCUCGCUCACUCAACUCAUGUAUCACUCCUAAGAUAAAUGUAGAAUCAAGAAAUGGCGGUCAUAUCUCCCCUACCAAAAGAUUUUAUUCCGAAGAUCGUAGUCUUAGCGCCGAGCAGGCGCCUCGAAUUCCUUCAUACGAAAGUCUCAUAAUGCAUGACUAUCCAGAGGAUGCUCCAAAGCAGAGAUGGAUUCGGAUGACAAAUAACAGGAACGGAGACGAGGACGAGGACGGAGAACAUGAAAUAUUAUGUAAGAAGGUACUUACACCAAAUGGUAAGAAUGCCAAAGAAGCUUCUCAAAAGCCAUCUAGUGAAUCUAGCUUUAGCUUGUCUGGCUUCGAGCAAACACUAGUAGACGACAGCGACGACGAGGAAGAGAUCAAAUCUGUAAACUCUGAGAUGUGUGUUCCAGUGGGAAAAUACAACGUAAAAGCCAGCUUCUCCUCCAUUUUGACAUCGAUCUUCGAAAACUACGGCGAUAUCGCAACUACCUGUAAAUUGGAGUCGGUUUCCAUGCGCUCGUACUAUCUACAAUGCGUGUGCUAUGUGAUUCAAGAAUUACAAUCCACAGAGUUUCAUCAACUCACCAAAUCCAAAGUAAAAGAACUCUUAGCCAUUGUCAAGGACGUCGAGUCGUCACAAAUCAACAUAGGAUGGUUAAAGAGUAGCCUCGAUGAGAUCUCCCAAGCUGUCGAGCUGAGAAGUCAGCAUCGGGCAACCGAAGCCGCAAAGGCAGACUGCGAGCAGAAUUUGGAAUCAACAAAGAAAGAACUAGAAUUCCAAAUGAAAGAUUUGGCAUUGAAAGAGCAAGAGGCUUCUGAUGCAAAAACAAAAGUAGCAAAAACACGAGCUCGAGUAACCGAACUGGAGCUCGAAUCAUCUCAGCUGGAAGAACUAAUUGCAUCGAUGAACUCCAAGGUACAAACUUUAAGAUCCAAAUCAUUCGCUGAUGGUCUGUUAUGAUUAGUAGUAGAUUAUAACAUCACUUUAGAUAAUUUAGAACUGUAAGCGUAAUUAAAUGGGUAAACAAACUGUCAUGAGCUGUAUCAUCUUAUUAGUUUAUUGCAUAAUGAAGCAUAUCAUGUAGCUUGAGAUAU